AUGACAAGAGAAACAGCUAAAAAGAUGAGGUGGCACAAGGAGGGAAAUGUUGAUGAUGGUGUCUUGCGACAUCCAUCUGACUCAAUAACAUGGAAAUCCUUUGAUGCACGACAUCCCACCUUUUCAGCUGAGUUAAGAAAUAUUCGAUUAGGUUUGGCAAGUGACGGGUUCCAACCUUAUGGGAACAUGAGUUCUAAUCAUAGCAUUUGGCCAGUCCUACUAGCUACGUAUAACUUGCCACCAUGGGAUUGCAUGAAAAAUCCAUAUUUCAUGAUGACGCUUCUUAUUCCAGGCCCCAAGUGUCCAGGCAAUGAUAUCAAUGUGUAUUUACAACCAAUGAUUGAAGAGUUGAAAGAAUUAUGGGAUGGGGUGGAGACUUAUGAUGCACUCUCAAAAUCUAAUUUUCUGAUGCGUGUGGCUAUCAUGUGGACGAUCAAUGACUUUCCUGCAUAUGGACUUUCAGGAUGGUCAACCAAUGGCAAGCUUGCAUACCCUUGUUGCCAUAAAGAUACACAAUCGACUUCCUUGUAUAGUGAUGAAGCACUUGUGCAAUUACAAGCUUUGGGUAAUAUGAGUUUUGGUAAAGGACAAAAGAGAAAGCGUGAUGUUUAUAGCAAUGCUUACAAUUGGAAGAAGAAAACAUGCUAUGCAUUGUCCGCGGAAGAGAAGCUGAAGGUAUGCAGUUUCUUAGCUAAUCUGAAGGUUCCUGAUGCAUUUUCCUCAAACAUUUCAAGGUGUGUCAACGUACAGGAGAAAAAUAUACAUGGAUUGAAAUGUCACGAUCAUCAUGUAUUGUUGCAAGACAUUUUUCCAGUAGCUAUACAUGGUUUGCUACCCAAGGAAGUGUGUGAUCCAAUUAUAGUCUUAGGAAAGGUUUUCAAGAAUAUAUACUCUAAGUGCUUGACGAUUGAAGAUCUUGAUAUCCUAGAGGUAGAAAUUCCGGUUAUUUUGACCAAACUUCAACUUGUUUUCCCUCCGGUUUUCUUUGAUGUCAUGGUUCAUUUGCCAAUUCACUUUCCAAGUGAGGCAAAGCUUGGUGGACCAGCUCAAUAUCGUAAUAUGUAUCCUAUUGAGAGGGAAUAUACAAGAGAGAUUGAAAGCCAAAGUUCAAUGAGAGCUCAUAAAAAUGGGUUUCUUGAUUGGUUUCGCGCACGUAUAUUUGUACUAUCUGCACAAGGACGCGCAAAUGAUGAGCUCAUAAGCUUAGCCGUCGGUCCUGCACCAUUAGUACAUCGAUAUUCAACAUUUGUGGUGAAUGGAUUUAGAUUCGAUACAAAAGAGCUUGCAUUGAGAAAUAAAAUGCAGAAUAGUGGUGUUCUUGUGAGAGGAGAUGAUUCAGACUUUAAAAAGGAGUAUUAUGGUGUAUUAGAGGAUAUUUAUGAGUUAUCUUAUUUAGGAAACAGAAAAGUUUACUUAUUCAAUAGUCAUUGGUGGGAUGUGGCUCGCUUAGGAAGAGGAUAUAAGAUUGACAAAUAUGGCUUCACAAGUGUGAAUACUCGGUGUGCCUUGAAUACAAAUGAGCCAUGUGUGUUGGCAUCUCAGUCAGAACAAGUCUUUUACUUAGACGACAUGGUCGAUAAUGAUUGGCUUGUUGUUGUGAAGACAAAUCCUCGUGACCUUUUCAAAAUGCCUGAUAAUGAUGAUAAUUGUCUAGAUAUUGAAGAUGAAGAAUUACUGAAUGAAGAAGUUUAUCAUCAAGAGAAAGCUGAAUUUAAUACUUUGUGUACCAAUGACGAAGAAAAUAUUGUUGAGGUGUCUCUACAUAGGGAUAAUGUUGAACCACAAAGUAUUAACUACGAUCAUGCAAGUACGCAAGCUCAAAACAAUGUGCAUAAUGAGGAAGAUGAUUUCAUUAAUGACAAUCAUCUAGAAAUAUCAGAGAGUGAAGAUAGUGAAGAAGAGUUAUUUGAUAAUGAUGAUGAUGGGGAGGACACCGAUACAUCCUCUUGA
Messenger RNA from Nicotiana tabacum (common tobacco), 1950 nucleotides. The record is from RefSeq and is a predicted model, not a curated record. NCBI's taxonomy places the organism in Eukaryota, Viridiplantae, Streptophyta, Magnoliopsida, Solanales, Solanaceae.